Molecule: messenger RNA, 2496 nt
Organism: Aspergillus sclerotioniger CBS 115572
Lineage: Eukaryota; Fungi; Ascomycota; Eurotiomycetes; Eurotiales; Aspergillaceae
Product: DEAD/DEAH box helicase
Exons: 8
Coding region: 1-2496 (831 amino acids)
Molecular function (GO): zinc ion binding; hydrolase activity, acting on acid anhydrides, in phosphorus-containing anhydrides; ATP-dependent chromatin remodeler activity
Source: RefSeq, a predicted model, not a curated record
AUGGGUCGGACACCAGCAAAAAGAAGAAUUGAACAGGUCGACCUCACUGGUGAUGAUGAUGAGAGAUCUCCUCGCAACCUGCCAUCCAAGUCUCCUCGUACCGGCAAUGGCGAGCGGCUUGGACAAGACACGACCUUCAUGCCCCUCAACCAGUCAUCGCAGGUUUAUGGAGGCGAAGAUGAAGACGAUGCACAGGCGGCAGAUUUGAUUCAAGGCAGUCAAGUUGUCGACGAUUCAUCGAUCGGAACUUAUAUACAUUAUGGGGACAUGCCAACUAAGAUCGUGGGUCACGUCAGAAUCCAGCGAGAUAUUGGGAAUGCUUACGACUCAAAUGCCAUCCGCGUGAGCAAUGUUAUGGGAGCACAGAUUGGGCAUAUUCCGCGGACGAUGGCAGCCAAGCUGGCCAAGUACAUGGAUGACAGGUCAUUAAUGGUCGAAGGCGUUCUGACGGGCGUGAUAGGUGCAUAUGACUGCCCGAUAUCUCUGAAGCUGUUCGGCACGGGCCAUCCUGAAGCCAGACAGGUGCUGAAAAGCAGGAUGGAAGCCGAUAAGCUGCCACUGGGCGCGUUCAAGCAGAACGAGCGCAACGAGAAAAAGCUGCAGAAGGAACGAGAGAAGGCGCAGAAGGAUGCGGCUAAACUGGCGCGUUCACUUGCGAAGGGCAAAGGCCAGCAGUGGCAAGCUCAGAACGUGUUUGGUUAUUCCAACCUCUUCACUGGGGAAGGGCUAGCGGAAGGCGAGGACCUUGAAGAGCUCAUUGGCCAGAGCAGCACCUUCAAUCCCCGGGAUAUUGGCCAGGUUGCGGAAGACUUUAGGAUGAAGGAAUCGGACUUGGAGAAUAUGCCGAUGGCUGAGACGCCAGUGGCUCUGGCAACCCAACUUCUUCCUUACCAGCGCCAGGAGAAUCCAAGUCUUCCUGGCGAUGGCGGGGAUGUUGUGCAGCUCUGGAAAAAGAAUGGCAACAAAUACACCAACAUUGCUACCAAUUAUUCCAUGUCCCAGGCGCCACCCUUGGCUAGUGGUGGUAUAUUGGCCGAUGACAUGGGAUUGGGCAAGACCAUUCAAAUCAUCUCGUUGAUACUGGCCAACUCCCAGCCCAAGUCUCCGGAAUCCUCCAGCACUACGUUGAUCGUGUCCCCGGUCGGUGUGAUGAGCAAUUGGAGAAAUCAGGCGCGAGAUCAUAUCCAUAGUGACAAGGCUCCCAAGGUGCUAAUCUACCAUGGUCAAGGCAAAAAGGAAGCAAGCAACCUUGACUACUAUGGUGCUCUGGCCAUGGAGUACAGCCCGAAUGCUAAAGACCUGUACUCUCAGGUGCGCUUCUUGAGACUCAGUGGCGGUCUCGAAGAUCUGGCUGUCUUCAACAGCGUCUUGAUCCGGCCUCUCGUGUCUGGAGACCCCGAUUCCCGCCUGCUACUUCAAGCUUUGAUGACCACUAUCUGCCUGCGUCGCAGAAAAGACAUGAACUUCGUGAACCUGCGUUUGCCACCCCUCACCUCGCGUAUUCUCCGCGUUAAGUUCCACCCUCACGAGCAGGAGAAAUACGAUAUGUUCCAGGCUGAGGCGAAGGGGAUGCUUCUGAAUUUCAAGUCCAAAGACAAAACCAAUGCUACGUACUCUCACCUGCUUGAGGUCAUUCUGCGCCUGCGCCAGGUCUGCAACCACUGGGCACUCUGCAAGAACCGACUCGACAAACUCGCCGACCUCCUGGAAAACAACAAAAUCGUUCCUUUGACUCCCGAAAAUAUCAAAGCCCUUCAGGACUUGCUACAAAUCCGAAUCGAAAGCCAGGACACAUGUCCCAUCUGUCUGGACAACCUCGAACAACCCGUGAUCACAGCCUGUGCCCACGCCUUCGACUGCGGCUGCAUCGAGCAAGUCAUUGAGCGCCAGCACAAAUGUCCCAUGUGUCGAGCUGAGAUCCAAGACACUUCCACACUUGUCUCCCCGACUGUCGAAAUGGGCGAAAGCAUCGACACCGUCGUUGCGGACCCGGACAACCCAAGCAGCAAAAUCGAAGCCCUGAUCAAGAUCCUAACAGCCCAAGGCCAAGCCCCCGGAACCAAAACCGUCGUCUUCAGUCAAUGGACUUCCUUCCUCAACCUCAUUGAGCCUCACCUGCAGCGCCACGGCAUCGGAUUCGCCCGCAUUGACGGAAAAAUGACAUCCAUUAACCGCGACAACUCCACCCUCCGCUUCUCCACAGAUCCCACCUGCACCGUCCUCCUCGCCAGCUUGAGCGUCUGCAGUGUCGGCCUGAACCUCGUUGCCGCCAAUCAAGCCGUCUUAGCGGAUAGCUGGUGGGCCCCAGCCAUCGAAGACCAAGCCGUCGACCGCGUCUACCGACUCGGUCAGAAACGCGAAACCACCGAUCGUGUCCUGGCCGUCCAGGAAAACAAGCGCAAGCUGAUGCUUGAAGCAUUUCGGGAGACGGCUACGAAGAAAAAAGUCGACGAUCGAGCAACUCGGGUUGCGGAUCUGGAGAAACUUCUCAACUAA